Gigantopelta aegis is the source of this 1930-nucleotide messenger RNA. RefSeq names its product 3-hydroxyanthranilate 3,4-dioxygenase-like. Gene Ontology annotation, cellular component: cytoplasm. Gene Ontology annotation, molecular function: 3-hydroxyanthranilate 3,4-dioxygenase activity; iron ion binding. The record is from RefSeq and is a predicted model, not a curated record. Gene Ontology annotation, biological process: 'de novo' NAD+ biosynthetic process from L-tryptophan; quinolinate metabolic process. NCBI's taxonomy places the organism in Eukaryota, Metazoa, Mollusca, Gastropoda, Neomphalida, Peltospiridae. Bases 707 to 1489 code for a protein of 260 amino acids. The transcript is spliced from 10 exons.
AACAUUUAACAUUAAUAUUUCAGAUUCCCCUACUUUUUUUGAAGAGUAUAUUUUACAUGCUCAUAUGCCACUAGUUUCGAGCAUGUCUGUCCCGGGUCCUGUCUCUGGAUAGCCAGUGGCCCGACUCGGGACAGAAUGUUAUACAUGAGUGCUAUUUUUUUUAUAAAGUUUAUUCACUUUAUAACUUUCAUUUUGAGUUAUUCACCCUCAUGCCAGAGCAUCACCUCAUUUUAAUUCUGUUGUUAUAUAAAUGGCAUCAUACCACUUGCACAGUUGACAUUUAGUACUAACAAUGACAAGUAACUUCAAACCAAUAGGUUAUUUAAAUACUAUAGGGCCUGCAGAAUGUAUUUGAAUGCGAGGUGACACUGUUGGUCUGAUGGUCUGUGGGGGUGAAAAUAAAUAUAUUUGAGGACCAGAACUUGUUCCCUGAGAAAAGUUUGAAUUUCGAGUGUUAAAAUAUGGAAUUUCCAACAUUCUGAGCACAAUAAAGUGUGUGUGUGUGUGGGACGAGAACAUAUCCCCACUACAUCCCAGUUCCACAGCCCUUGAGGAAGGAGGAGGAGAACUCUAUUAAUGUGCCUGUAUCCCACCAAGGAUUCAGCUACGUCUAUACAGAGUCCAGUCUCUGUUAUGACCAAGGACCUGACUCAGGACACAAAUCAGCCCCAGAAAGAAACUUUUGAAAAGGCAUAGCGAUGGGCAGAUGAAACUCUUCUAUGUUGGUGGACCCAACCAGAGGAAGGACUACCAUAUUGAAGAAGGGGAGGAGUUAUUCUAUAUGUUGAAAGGUGACAUGUGUCUUAAAGUUGUGGAAAAAGGUGUUCAUGUUGAUUUGCCAAUCAAGGAAGGGGAGAUAUUUCUGUUGCCUGCUAGAAUAGCUCAUUCUCCUCAGCGUCAGGCCGACACGAUUGGACUCGUCAUCGAGAGAGACAGGGACAUGGAUGAGCUCGACGGACUGCGGUAUUAUGUUGAAAAAGAUGGUCGUCCAACUUUAGAAUCUCUGUAUGAGAAAUGGUUUCACUGUGAAGAUCUUGGAACCCAGUUAAUACCUGUCAUUAAAGAUUUCUUUGCAUCAGAGCAGUACAAGACUGGGAAACCAAUACCUGGCACGAUUCCCGAGAAAGCACCUAUUAUUCUAAACUCUGAGCUUACCCUACAACAGCCCUUUAACCUGCACCAUUGGCUGGACGAAAACAGGCACAAACUGCAUGAUCAAGGCAGCAUCCAACUGUGGGGAAAUCAAACCCAGUUUCAGGUUUUUAUCUGUGGCAAGGGAGCUCAUUCCGGACAGCAUGAUAAUGUUGAGACAUUCAUUUGGCAGUUGGAGGGCACAUCUUCUGCUAUAGUAGCUGGAGAAUCACACACACUUAACUCAAAUGACACAAUGCUGGUGAAGGCUGGAAAAAGUUACAGUGUCAGUCUUUCAAGAAAUUCCAUUGCUCUGAUAUGUUAUCAAGACCCAGCUCGAAAGAAUGACAGCAUGUAAAAGAAAACAGAUGUGAGAGGAUCAAGAAUUGAAAGAAUGAACAAGGAAAAAAGCUUUUUCAUCAACUUCCGAGCGAAAAUGUGCAUGCAUUACUUUGUCAUCAGUAAACACCCACAGUUAUUUCUUCUAAAUGUAAUUUGUAUAAACAGCUGACACAUUAUUUUGAAUAUAGACCCCUAGGGUAAAAUAUUCAGCCAUUUAAAAAAAGAAUUUUUAAAUUGUUUUCUCAUUAUUUCUUUUUUUCUUAUUCCAGUUACAACUUACAUUUUUCUGUGUUCUUAAAUAGUGUUUGCCAAUUUAUUUUACAGGGGAUUCUCAAUAAUAAAACAUUAACGGGACAGACCCUAGUUUUUAAACACUAAGGUAUAUUUUUCACCUAGACUAGUUUCAACCCGUAAAAAUGGACACUAAGUUUGGUUAAUUUACAAACUUGUAACAAAU